CUUCUCCUAUUGUUUACAAGAUUAAUAUUGUUACAGAAAAUGUCACAUUUCCAUAAUGUGUUUUAUUUCCAGCAGAUGGACACACAAGCAGAAAUAUCUCAGAAGGACAUCUAAUGUUAUCCCCGGAUUGUGACAUAAAAGAUAAUGACAGUAGACAGGAUUCUCCAGGAGAUAACCCCAUUACCCCAAUUAUACAUCCAGCUCUAUCAGCUGAUCCCGGGAAAUGUUGUCCUGAUCACUCUGAUAUUGGUGCAUCUGUCACAGCUCUGACAGUAGAUACAGUGUUUCCGUGUUCUAUAGAUGCCAAAUGUUUUACAAAGAACACAAAGCCUAAUAACCCACACACAGGUAAGGCAGGUGAGAGGCCACUGAUAUGUUCUGAGUGUGGGAAAUGUUUUACAUACAAAUCACAACUUGUUAAUCAUCACGGAAGUCACACAGGUGAGAAGCCAUUUCCAUGUUCUGAGUGUGGGAAAUGUUUUGCACUUAAAUCACAUCUUGUUAGACAUCAGAGAAGUCACACAGGUGAGAAGCCAUUUUCUUCUUCUGAGUGCUGGAAAUGUGUUACACAAAAAUCACAACUUGUUACCCAUCAGCAAAGUCACACAGGUGAGAAGGCAUUCCCAUGUUCUGAGUGUGGGAAAUGUUGUGUAAGUAAAUCACAUCUUGUUAUGCAUCACAGAAGUCACACAGGUGAGAAGCCAUUUCCAUGUUCUGAGUGUGGGAAAUGUUUUGUAAGUAAAUCACAACUUGUUACACAUCUGCGCAGUCACACAGGUGAGAAGCCUUUUCCAUGUUCUGAGUGUGGGAAAUGUUUUGUAAGUAAAUCACAACUUGUUACACAUCUGCGCAGUCACACAGGUGAGAAGCCUUUUCCAUGUUCUGAGUGUGGGAAAUGUUUUGUAUGGAAAUCAGAUCUUGUUAUACAUCACAGAAGUCACACAGGUGAGAAGCCAUUUUCUUGCUCUGAGUGUGGGAAAUGUUUUACACAGAAAUCACAACUUGUUACCCAUCAGCAAAGUCACACAGGUGAGAAGGCAUUUCCAUGUUCUGAGUGUGGGAAAUGUUUUACACAGAAAUCACAACUUGUUAGACAUCAGAGAAGUCACACAGGUGAGAAGGCAUUUCCAUGUUCUGAGUGUGGGAAAUGUUUUGCACACAAAUCAGUUCUUGUUAGACAUCAGCGAAGUCACACUGGUGAGAAGCCAUUUCCAUGUACUGAGUGUGGGAAAUGUUUUGUAAGUAAAUCACAACUUGUUACACAUCUGCGCAGUCACACAGGUGAAAAGCCUUUUCCAUGUUCUGAGUGUGGGAAAUGUUUUGCAUGUAAAUCAGAUCUUGUUAUACAUCACAGAAGUCACACAGGUGAGAAGCCAUUUUCUUGCUCUGAGUGUGGGAAAUAUUUUACACGGAAAUCACAACUUGUUACCCAUCAGCAAAGUCACACAGGUGAGAAGGCAUUUCCAUGUUCUGAGUGUGGGAAAUGUUUUGAACACAAAUCACAUCUUGUGAGACAUCAGAGAAGUCACACAGGUGAGAAGCCAUUUUCUUGCUCUGAGUGUGGGAAAUGUUUUGCACACAAAUCAGUUCUUGUUAUACAUCAGAGAAGUCACACAGGUGAGAAGCCAUUUUCUUGCUCUGAGUGUGGGAAAUGUUUUACACGGAAAUCACAACUUGUUACCCAUCAGCAAAGUCACACAGGUGAGAAGGCAUUUCCAUGUUCUGAGUGUGGGAAAUGUUUUGAACACAAAUCACAUCUUGUGAGACAUCAGAGAAGUCACACAGGUGAGAAGCCAUUUUCUUGCUCUGAGUGUGGGAAAUGUUUUGCACACAAAUCAGUUCUUGUUAUACAUCAGAGAAGUCACACAGGUGAGAAGCCAUUUUCUUGCUCUGAGUGUGGGAAAUGUUUUACAUACAAAUCACAACUUGUUUCCCAUCAGCAAAGUCACACAGGUGAGAAAGCAUUUCCAUGUUCUGAGUGUGGGAAAUCUUUUGCACACAAAUCAGUUCUUAUUAGACAUCAGCGAAGUCACACAGGUGAGAAGUAAUUUCUUUACUCUGAGACAUAAAUCAUCAGAAUCAGCUUUAUUGGCCAGGUUUACUCGCCUACACUAGGAAUUGUUUGUGGUACAAUGCAUCGCCAAGCAGCAACAUGAAAGGGAAAUACAUGGCAUAAGAAGGGGGAAAAACAUAGCAUACAUUACACAUAUGAGUUCAUACUGCACAUUGCAACUGUAAAAUAGACUCAACAUAUUAUACAUGUAAGACUAAAGACGAAGGCUGCUUGGCAGAGCAGCACUGAGGCGCCAACUAGAACUCAAACAAUGCACAUAAUACAGAAGAUUUAAGUAUUACACAUCAAAAUAUAAACCAGACAGACAAAAAAAAAAGACACAGAAAGAAUAAUGCAGGAUUGGUGUAGGUAUUUUGAGUAAUAACUUCCAUGGGCUGUGUAUUCCACCCUCACAGGGUACCAGGUGCGGCAGCCAUCUUCGGCGCACUGCGUAGGAGUACCCUGGGUGGAGUAGUCCAUCCUUGAGGGGUAGGCCUGUAAGGUACUACUGAUGUUCUCUGCCAGAGGGUUAGUGGGCAUAGUCCUGGUGAUUUCAUUUUCGAGGUUUGAUGAGUCCUCAUAAUGGUCUGGAUUUCUUUCUUGAUGUUGUUGCUUAGAGAUAGGAAUGCUUUGAGUAUUUUAACGCACAGCUGUGCAUGGCUGAAGCUAUAGAUAUAUAUACACACAAUAGACAUCACUCAGAUUGUACACAAUAGACAUCACUCAGGUGAGUAACCAUUUUAAUCUUCUGGAAUAUACUCAUCAUUGCCAUGCGUUGUUCUUCAUGGUUCUUAUCCUAUCUCCUAUGCUUUUUGUAAUAUACAUGUUACCACUGGGUGAAAUAAUCAGAUGUCAUACCAUUGUCUACCACUGCUAUGCAGAUGACCUGUCUUUGCUCUAGGUACUGAGAACCCAGUACCAAUCCUAAAUGGUUGUCUAGCUGAGCUCCAGGUGUGGGUGAUGCCAGUUAGCUGUGAUUCAGUCCUGGUGAAACAGGUCUUUAAGCUCACCAACAAAGAGCAGGGCUGCAGCUCCGCUUUACCUACCAACCAGACUUUGUUAGGAAUGUCUGUUUGUUUUGCUUUGAAUUCUCAUUCCUGCCUCUAGAGGUCUCACUUGCUGCCUCAGGUCCGAAUGGCAGUUGCACACUGUCUCUGCAGGAUAAUUACCUGAUUGUGAGCACCUGGGGUCCAACACCUGGUGCUGCUAUUUAACUCCAGCUCACCAGCAUCUAGGUGCAGAUCAUUGUGGUUCCGUCUGGAGUGCGACUGGGCUCUCUCCUGUAUUCCUGUCCUGAUUCUGCCUUAUCUACAUCUUGGAGACAUUCCCUGCAGUUUGCUGGUUCGUGUGCCUUGCUUCAAGACUUUUAACCCUGCCGGUUCAGCAUCUGCAUUCCUGGACUAUUAUUUGCAGUCUGUUUCCACCCCUGACUGAUUACUACGUUUUUGGUAUGUUAUUUUUCCCCUGCUUGAUUUAAACCCAGAUACCUUCAUGUUUAUUUCUCAUCUGUGUUUAACCUGGAUUAUACCAAUAUUCAAGCAUAACCUUCCUCCUUGUUUAUAUUACCAGCCAUUACUAUUAUUUGGAAAUAUCAUGUUCGGUUUCAUGUAAUCAAGGAUCCAGUUUAUAUUUAUUUUUGCUACCAUUUUUUCCACAAUAAACCUUACUUAAUUCUCACCUGGCUUCAGCUGACCUCAUUUCAAGUAUGCACACACAGAGAACCCUAGUAAUCGUUACAGAAUGAUCUGCCCAAAUCAAUGUGUGCAGGAGUUUUGAGGUACAGCUGAAUCUCAUAAGAUGGCUUUACUUCAGAGAAAUUCUCUGCCUCUCGAGUUUAUGCCGUUUGUGAGUUCUACAUUGCUGGUGGAUUUCAGAGAGAAACUGGAGAAUAUUCAAACCCUGUCCUCAGUGAUACUGGGGUAUAUGCAAUAGCGGGCGAAUCGCGUCAUUUUUUCCGCCCGUUUAAAAUUCGCCUGCACUCGCCAGCCGCAGCCCUGCCGCCGGGACCAUGAAUUCACCAUAUGCAAUGUAAAACGGAUUCGACCCACCCCCAGGCGGAUAACGGCCAAUCGGCGAGUAGUGGGCGUCCCGAAUUCGACUUCCCGCCGAAAGCAGCCCUUUAUUAGGGCUUGUUUGCUGCGUGCUCUGCAGCCAUUUUGUGAACCUGCAGAGAGGUGUGAGGAGGUGCAGAGCUAGCAAUUUGGUUGUUUGCUGUGGAUAUCGUUUGGACACCCCAGCAGGCUUUAUUCCAGGACAGUCAGGAGGAUACAUGUUACCCCGGAGGAGAGCCAUUUUAGGAGCUUUUACAACAUUUGUAGGUAAGUACCACAUGUGGGUCUGGUGUUGCAUGUAUGUGUUUGUGUAGUGGGGGUU
Molecule: messenger RNA, 4426 nt
Organism: Pseudophryne corroboree (corroboree frog)
Lineage: Eukaryota; Metazoa; Chordata; Amphibia; Anura; Myobatrachidae
Product: gastrula zinc finger protein XlCGF26.1-like
Exons: 1
Coding region: 114-2048 (644 amino acids)
Biological process (GO): regulation of transcription by RNA polymerase II
Cellular component (GO): nucleus
Molecular function (GO): RNA polymerase II cis-regulatory region sequence-specific DNA binding; DNA-binding transcription factor activity, RNA polymerase II-specific
Source: RefSeq, a predicted model, not a curated record